Molecule: messenger RNA, 2225 nt
Organism: Tricharina praecox
Lineage: Eukaryota; Fungi; Ascomycota; Pezizomycetes; Pezizales; Pyronemataceae
Product: mitochondrial ATPase expression-domain-containing protein
Exons: 1
Coding region: 86-2008 (640 amino acids)
Molecular function (GO): protein binding
Source: RefSeq, a predicted model, not a curated record
CCGUCCGUUCCAUAACGCCGGCGUCCGACCUACCUUCUUCGCCGCUGUGUUCGCUGCACGGCCCCACAAUUCGACCUCCCCACUUAUGAACGGACUCCAGUCCGUCACCAUUUCUCUGGGCAAGAGAAUCCGAUGCCUCCCGACGUGUCCGCAAGGGACCCGCGGUAGAACCAUCUCGAGACGCCUCACCCGGGCACUGAGCACGGGAGCCGAGGACCCCGCAACGGAGCCGCCAUUGCUGCCAACACCGUCAUUCCACACCCAGCUCGACCCGACCUCCGUCCGCCGCAUCCUGAAGGACUCCAUCGAUGCUGUCAAGCGCCUGCAGAGCGUGCUGGACUAUGUCGUGCGGGAGUACGAGGUGGCCCGCAGCACCACCGAAUCGCACGCCGCCUCGGCACCCCCGGCGGAACCCCUGGAUUCAUCGUUGACCGGCCUCGAUCCCAUCCCCGUCCCCUCGCCGCAGUCGCCGCGAGGUGGCCUCCUCCGUGCCAUCGACCAGAAGAAGGGCGGCCUCAUCUGGGACAAGUUCAUGCAGACGUACGUCAACUUUCUGUUGACGCGGAGCAUCAAGGGGAACGAUUUCAGUGCGCUGCUGUUGUCGUUGAAGGCCGAUGAUUACCUGGAUCUCAAAGCUCGGCAUCGCCUGGCGGCCGACGGAAGGACGUACUAUCUCAUCUCAGAGGAGAAGGCGUUUGCGGAAUUCAAGAGGAAGCUGGUCACCGUGGUCAAGGCAAUGCAGAAGGCGGGGCACAAGCUGACGGUCAGGGAGUAUGGCCAUCUGAUCGACUGUGCCAGGGCCGGUGGAGAUCCGAAGAUGGCAGAGGUCUACUGGAAUGAUAUGUGUGGUCGUGAGUAUCUGGUCGAUACAUGGGCGUACAAUUCGUUCAUGGCGGCAGUCAGCGGAGGUGCCGCGUAUGAGCGCGAAUAUAAGGUCAAUGAGAAGAGCGUUGACCAUCGUUCAAAGAGGAAGGACCUCUAUGUCACCAGAGCGAAGAGAAUCUUCCGGAGAAUGCUCGAUAAGGGGGUCUCGCCCAACAGCAUGACGUUCGAUAUCCUUAUGCUUGCAACGGCCCGUAUGGGGGAUCUCCACAGCGUGUCGGUAACGCUCAAGGAGAUCUGGGGGGUGGACGUGGACGGGCUUCCGAACGAAGCUGCCGUAAGGGACAAGGAGAGCCGGGUCACCAUCCGCCCCGACUCGCCGCUGUAUCCCACCGGCCAUACACUCCUCGCCAUCGCAACCGCGUUCUGCCAAAACGGAAGCGUCGACAAGGCCAUCCGAACGGUCGAUCACCUCUCGAGACUAUACGACAUACCGAUUCCAGUGCCCGUCUGGGUCACACUUCUCAACUGGACAUACGUGUACUCCCGCCAACGCACCGACCACGAACACUCGCUCCCCGCCGCCGCCCUCGAAGGACUCUGGAACAUCAUGACCGGCGAACCCUACCGCAUCUCACCCACCGUUGAUAUGUACGACUACAUCAUUCGCUCGUACCUCUGGCGACGAAUGCCCGGCAUGGCGGAGCAGAUGAUGGAGUCAGUAAUGACCUCACUGGUUCGGUCCAUCGUCUGGAGGGCACGAAGCAUCGAGACACGCAUGGCGCACGGUCGGAUCGUUCGUGGACCCGAGGACGCUGGCGAAAUGGUGGAGAAGAAGGUGACCUACACGGCUGACGAGAUAGCCGCGCUUCGCAAACAAGUCGCCGCACUGGUCAGGGACGAGCACAGACUCCGCUCAAUGCUCCGCCGAUGGACGGAGUUGAUGGUAGUUGGGAAGGAUCUGGAAGUCACAGCGUUCGGCACACAGGAGGUUCCCAGGAUCAUCGAGAAGUGGGGGUGUUUCCUGGGACGGGACGUGGUGUACGUGCUCAGGUCUGGACAUGUGGAGUUGGAUCUGGCGAAGGAGAAUGAGGAGGAACUCUGGGAGGUCAUCACCACCAGGAAGAGGAGGUGGAUGUACAUGGCUCUGGGGACGGGGGCGAAGGAGGAGGACGAUUUCUUUUGAUUCCGGCAUUCCGUGGCUACUUCUUUAGUGGUGGACUGGGCGGUUAUUGGUGUAUUCAUGUUUUGUUUCUUCUUCUUCAAUGGUGGACUGGGCGGUUGUGGGUGUAUCUUGUUUUGUUUCUUCGUUGUAUAUAUCCUUUCAGUGUUUAGAUCUUUUGCAUUCACGGGGAGCCAAAACUGGGAUAUGGUUGCAUUGGUUGGGGGACAUUCAAUCUAUA